Messenger RNA from Anolis sagrei ordinatus, 11752 nucleotides. It is a transcript of the gene UTRN, whose product is annotated as utrophin. Gene Ontology annotation, cellular component: plasma membrane. The record is from RefSeq and is a predicted model, not a curated record. Gene Ontology annotation, molecular function: zinc ion binding; protein binding. Lineage: Eukaryota; Metazoa; Chordata; Lepidosauria; Squamata; Anolidae. Gene Ontology annotation, biological process: synaptic signaling.
AAGGAGAGGGGUGUGGGCGCGCGCAACCACCUGGGUGCCUUGUCAGCGCCGCCUUCUCCUUUGGCUUUGCGGGACAGAAGAGGCAGAGCCUGGGGCCAAAGAGUCGCCAAAGCUGGCUGGCCCGGAGCCCCUUCCUCCCCUCCCUUCCUAACAAACAAAGGCAGACUCCAGAGGAGGAGGAGGAGGAAGAGGCGCGCCGGGUGCAGGAGCCGCCUCCGUCCGUCUGUCCGUCCUCUUGCUUGCUUGCUGCGAAGUUGAGCCCUUGCGGGAGGGAAAGAAGGAAGGAGGGAGGGAGGGAGGGAGGAAAGGAGGCGCUUCUUCCUCCUCCCCUUCCUCCUCCUCCUCCCACAGGGCUCCAGAAAGUGAGAGGAGAGGCGCUUAGGCUGCGCAACUCCACCAAGGAACGAAAGUCAGCGGAUUGGGAGGAAACUUUGCCUUCUUCCUCCAGGAACUUUUUUGGAGGAGGCUUUGGCGCUGAGUUUGGAGGAAGAGAGAGAGAAAUAGGUGGACUCACCGCGCCUCAUGGGACCCUGCGGGAGGUGAAGCUUCUGGCGGGGUUGGUGUGCAGGCAGGUUUUGAUUUCAAAGGAGAUAGAAGUGUGAGAACUACAUGCAAAGAAUUUAAAUAAUUCUAUAUUGGAACUUGGAAUCUGGUCAGGGAAAAAGAUGGCUAAAGUUAUGGAUAUCGAUGAAGGACACGAAGGUGGCCACAAUGAGUUUAGCAAUAUCAUUAAAUCUAGAUCUGAUGAACACAAGGAUGUACAAAAGAAGACCUUCACAAAAUGGAUAAAUGCUCGUUUUACCAAGUGUGGAAAACUGCCAAUAAAGGAUAUAUUCACAGAUCUCAGAGAUGGCAGGAGGCUUUUGGAUCUUUUAGAGGGACUGACAGGGAAUCCACUGCUGAAAGAACGCGGAUCGACAAGAGUCCAUGCCUUGAAUAAUGUCAACAAAGUGCUUCAAGUUUUACAUCAGAACAAUGUGGAGCUUGUAAACAUAGGAGGGACUGACAUUGUUGAUGGAAAUCACAAACUGACUCUUGGAUUGUUAUGGAGCAUAAUUUUGCAUUGGCAGGUCAAAGAUGUCAUGAAAGAUAUAAUGUCAGAUCUGCAGCAAACAAACAGUGAAAAAAUCCUGUUGAGUUGGGUGCGACAGUCCACGAGGCCUUAUAGUGAGGUCAACGUUUUGAACUUUACAACAAGCUGGACAGAUGGGCUUGCCUUCAAUGCUGUGAUCCAUAGGCACAAACCUGAGCUGUUUGGCUGGGAAAAAGUAACCAAAAUGACCCCAAUUGAAAGACUAGAACAUGCCUUCAACGUAGCCCAAAAUUACCUGGGGAUAGAAAAAUUGUUAGACCCUGAAGAUAUUGCUGUACAACUUCCAGAUAAGAAAUCCAUUAUUAUGUACUUGACUUCCUUGUUUGAGGUCCUUCCUCAGCAAGUUACUAUAGAAGAUAUUCAUGAAGUAGAGACCCUGCCAAGGAAAUACAAAAAAGAAUGUGAAGAGGGGGACAUACAGAGCUCCAUGUCAGAAGAGGACUGUGGGGGAUCCAGAGCAGAAACUCCCAGCACCGUAACCGAAGUGGAUAUGGAUUUGGAUAGUUACCAGGUUGCUCUGGAAGAAGUUCUCACAUGGUUGCUCUCUGCUGAAGAUGAGUUCCAAGAGCAGGAAAGCAUAUCUGACAAUGUUGAGGAAGUCAAGGAACAAUUUGCUACCCAUGAAGCUUUUAUGAUGGAAUUAACUGCACAUCAGAGUAGUGUGGGCAAUGUGCUUCAAGCAGGUAAUCAGCUGAUUGCCCAGGGUAACCUCUCAGAGGAGGAAGAAAAUGAAAUCCAAGAACAGAUGACCUUGCUGAAUUCGAGAUGGGAGGCCCUCAGAGUGGAUAGUAUGGAUCGACAGUCACACCUCCAUGAUGUAUUGAUGGAAAGACAGAAGAAGCAACUGCAGCAACUGUCUGACUGGUUGAGUGAGACAGAAGAACGCAUUCAGAAGAUGGAAUCUCAGGGCUUCAUGGGAGACUUGAAGACCUUCCAACAGCAGAUAGAUGAACAUAAAGAGCUUCAAAAUGAUCUCGAAACUGAGCAAGUUAAAGUUAACUCUCUGACUCACAUGGUGGUCAUUGUUGAUGAAAACAGUGGGGAGAGUGCAACAGCUGUCUUAGAGGAACAACUGCAGAGGCUUGGUGAACGUUGGACAGCAGUUUGUCGUUGGACUGAAGAGCGGUGGCUCAAACUACAAGAGAUCAAUAUCUUAUGGCAGGAACUAUUGGAAGAGCAGAGCUUAUUGAAGGCCUGGCUAAUUGAAAAAGAGGAGGCUUUAAACAAAGUACAAACCAGGAACUUCAAAGAUCAAAAAGAGCUUGGUGUGAAUGUCAGAAAGCUGGCAAUUCUGAAAGAGGAUAUGGGAAUGAAGCGCCAAACAUUAGAGCAAGUAAAUGAGGUGGCCCAGGAUGUCACACAGCUCCUAAACAACAAGAAGGCAUUGAAGAACAUUGACAGUGAUUUGGAAGAACUAACACAACGGUGGGACAGUUUAGUUCAGAAACUUGAGGAUUACUCUAACCAGGUUGCUCAAGCAGCUGCAAAUGUUGGGAUAUCCCAGAUUGCACAGAAGUUCAGCACAGAAACAGCUCUUGUUAAAGAACAGAAAACAGUUAAACUCUCCAGAGAAGAACAGUCUCCUCCACCCAUACCUCCAACAAAGAGAAAAGAAAACUAUCUGGAUACUGAAAUGAAGAAAAAACUUGAUUUUGAAAUUGCUGAGCUGUUGAGCUGGAUUUUGAAAUCAAAAGCUGCUAUUCAGGCCACAGAGAUCAAAGAGUACAAGAAGAUGAGAGAGACUUUGGACAUGAAAGAGAAGCUAAAGGCAAUAGAAAAAGAAAGGUCUGAAAAAAAGAAAAUCCUAAAUGACCUAAAACAAACUGUACAAAAUUUUCUGGACCAAAUGGGAAAAGAAGGUCAUCCUGCCGAAACCAUAACAAAUGCAUUCGAGCAGCUGUUGGCAGAGUGGAAAGAGGCAGAUCUGCAAUUGGAAGAAGCAACAAGAAAAAUGCAAUACCAGAAUGAAGUAAACAUUUAUUUUAAGGAAUUGGAUGAACUUGAUAAGACUGUAAGUGAAAAAGAAUUAUGGCUGAAAGACAACUCUACUACAUCACCUCAGCAACAACCUUUGAUAACUCUAAAGGAGUCAUGUCAGAGGGAACUCACUCACCUGGUAAGUCUGACACCUCAAAUGGAAGACCUUAAAGCCAAGUGUAAAAUGCUCUCAUCUCAGUCUGCUGCUCCAGACUUCCUUCAGGACAGCCUUAACUCUUUGAGUGAUCGAUUCAAAUCUGGCCAGCAGAAGUUGGAGACUCUUCUAAAACAGCUGAGAAAAGAAUUUGAAAGUCAACCUUCCAAAGAUUAUUUGGAUGCUUUGAAAAAACUGAAGGAUGAGCUGAAUGAAUUGGAAAGCAAGGUACAAUCCAUCAUGAAAACAGUGAAUGAUUUCAAUAAAGUUGAAAAAGCAUUGCAAGAGAUGAAGACAGUUUGUGAAACUCUAGAAAAUCAAAAAAGAAUGGUAGAUAAACUUGCAGCGGACACUCAAGGCUUAGAGAAGCAUAUUCCUGCUGAAAAAUCAAAUCUCUACAAGCAAGAGUUCAAACGAUUGCAGGGGUAUAGAGAUAAAUUGAAAAUUAAAAUUUCUAAAGAUGUUCACCUAUUGGAAGAAAUUAUUUCCAAGCUGAGAGUAUUUCAGACUGAUUCAAAAUUGGUUCAAAAGUGGUUGGAUGGUGUGAAAGACUUUUUAAUAAAAGAACAGGCUGUCCAAAGGGAUCCUGAAAGCCUUCAAAAACAGCUUGACCAAUGCAUGUUGUUUAUUAUUGAAAUGGAAAAGACUGAGUUGUCUUUAAAAGAGAUGAAAGAAAUAGACUCUGCUUUAAGAGACCAGCCUGUCAGUGCCUGGGUGAAAUCUAAGCUGGCAGAUGUCCAAUUACAGUGGGAGAAACUGAGCAAGCAGAUCAUUAGUCAGAAAAAUCAAUUAUCUGAGAGUCAAGAAAAAGCCGUAAACCUCAAAAAGGAUUUGGCAGAGAUGCAAGAAUGGAUGGCUCAGGCUGAAGAAGAAUAUUUGGAGAGGGAUUUUGAAUACAAGAGUCCAGAUGAGCUGGAGAAUGCUGUGGAGGAAAUGAAGAGAGCAAAAGAAGAUGUGCUGCAGAAGGAAGUGCGGGUGAAAAUUCUGAAAGACAACAUCAAGAUGUUAGCUGCUAAACUGCCAUCUGGUGGCCAGGACAUAACAACGGAGCUUAACCUUGUACUGGAGAAUUACCAGCUACUUUGUAAUCGGAUUCGAGGGAAAUGCCACACUUUGGAGGAAGUCUGGUCAUGCUGGAUUGAACUAUUACACUACUUGGAUCUGGAAACAGCCUGGCUCAAUACUUUGGAGGAGAAAAUGAAAUGCACUGAAAAUUUACCAGAUAAAGUGGAAGCUGUUAAUGAUGCUCUUGAGUCAUUGGAAUCUGUCCUUCGGCAUCCUACGGAUAAUCGCACACAAAUUCGGGAGCUUGGCCAAACAUUGAUUGAUGGAGGAAUCCUUGAUGAAAUCAUCAGUGAAAAAUUGGAGGCUUUCAAUGCUCGUUAUGAUGAAUUAAGCCAUAUGGUAGUAAGCAGGCAGAUUUCCUUGGAGCAACAGCUUCAGACAAUGCGUGAAAGCGAGCACAUGUUACAAGUCCUCCAAGAAAGCUUGAAGGAUCUGGAUAAACAACUAACUUCCUACUUGACAGAUAGAAUAGAUGCCUUCCAAAUGCCACAGGAGGCACAGAAAAUCCAAGCUGAGAUUGCUGCUCAUGAAUCUACCUUGGAAGAGCUAAAAAAGAAUGUGCGGUCAUGGAUGCCAUCCUCCCCAGAGUGCAGAUCUCCUCGUGGCGGGUCACAUUUGGAUGCUUUGCAGAGAAAACUCCGGGAAGUAUCCACAAAGUUCCAACUAUUCCAAAAGCCAGCAAAUUUUGAACAGCGAAUGCUGGAUUGCAAACGAGUUCUGGAUAGUGUAAAGGCUGAACUCCAUGUCUUGGAUGUGACGGAUAUUGACCCAGAUAUAAUUCAGUCUCAUUUUGAUAAGUGCAUGAAACUCUACAAGACCCUCAGUGAAGUAAAGCUUGAAGUGGAAACUGUUAUCAAAACAGGAAGACAAAUUGUACAGAAGCAACAGACUGACAACCCUAAAAGCAUGGAUGAGCAACUGACAGCACUGAAAUUUCUUUAUAAUGAUCUGGGAGCACAGGUCACUGAAGGGAAGCAAGAUCUAGAACAGGCACUGCAGCUGUCAUGUAAAUUAAAGGAUGUAUCAUUCUCCUUGUCAAAAUGGUUGGAGGCUACUGAGGCUGAGUUAGUACAGAAGUCAACUUCAGGAAGUUUGCUUGCUGAUUUGGACUCUGAAAUUGCAUGGGCCAAGAAUGUGCUGAGAGAACUGGAAAGGAAGAAAGUUGAUCUUAAUGCUGUAACAGAGAGUAGUGCGGUCCUCCAGACGUUAGUGGAAGGCUGUGAGACUACUUUGGAAGAAAAGGUCUGUGUUCUUAAUGCUGGCUGGAGCAGAGUCCGGACAUGGACAGACGAUUGGUGCAACACGCUUUUGAAUCACCAAAGUCAACUGGAGAUUUUUGAUGAGACUGUUGCUCACAUAAGCACUUGGCUGUACCAAGCUGAAACCCUGCUGGAUGAGAUAGAGAAAAAGUCAGUCAGCAAGAAAGAAGAGACAGUGAAGCGCCUGACAUCAGAAUUGGAUGACGUUAGUCUCAGAGUUGACAAUGUGCGUGACCAAGCUAUUGUCCUGAUGAAUAGUCGUGGUGUGUCGUGCCGUGAGCUUGUGGAACCCAAAUUGGCUGAAUUGAACAGGGAUUUUGAGAAAGUGUCACAGCACAUCAGAAGUGCUAAGAUGUUUCUCAACCAGGAAGGCCAUAAAAUGUUUAUCAAACAAGAUCUGUAUGGAACUUCCAUGGCUUCUGCAGAUCUUGAUAAAUUUGAAUGUGAGUUACAGCACAUGCUGAAUGUGGUGGAGAAGCACAUGGAAUCAAAAGAAGACGAUGAAAAGCUAGAUGAAGAGAGAGCACAAAUUGAGGAAAUCUUGCAAAAAGGUGAGCAGCUUUUACAGCAGCUUACAGAAGACAGCAGACGAGAGAAAAUUCGUUUGCAGCUUUUGCUUUUGCAGACCAGACAAAGCAGCAUGAAGGAACUCAGAUCACUACAAAGGAGACAGGUGGUAGAAGCCUCUCCUUCAUUCUCUCCAUAUACUACAGAAAAAGAAGGUCAUUUACAUUGGCUGAAUGAGACUGAUGGAAGUCUUUCUGGACAACAAAGGGCAGAAGAUGAGGGGAAAUUACAGGAAGUUUCCGAAAGGAUUCAAGUUCCUCAUGUAUCUACAGUCAGGGCAUCUCCAUUCCCUGCAGAAUACCUGGUUGAAAUUAACAAGAUAUUACUGGCUAUAGCUGAUGCUGAGCUCUUACUAAAUGCCCCUGAACUUCAUUCUGGUGUUUUUGAGGAUUUUUCUACUCAAGAAGAUUCAUUAAAGAACAUAAAGGACAUGUUGGACAGACUUGGAGAUCAGAUUGCAAUUAUUCAUGAAAAACAACCGGAUGUUAUACUGGAAGCAUCUGGAUCUGAAGCUGUACAAAUAGGAGACUCACUAACACAACUGAAUGUGGAAUGGGACAGAAUUAACAGGAUGUACAAUGAUCGUAAAAGUUGCUUUGAUAAAUCUGUGGAAGAGUGGAGACAGUUCCAUUGCGAUCUCAAUGAUCUAUCACAGUGGUUAGCAGAAGCAGAAGGUUUGCUGGCCGAAGCCCAUGCUGCUGAUGGUAACCUGGAUAUAGAGCAAGCCAGAAUACAACAGCAGGAACUUGAAGAAGGAGUCAGCAACCAUCAGGCCAGCUUUUCAGCACUGAACAGAACUGGAGAAGGAAUUGUACAGAGACUCUCCACUACAGAUGGCAGCUUCUUAAAAGAGAAACUAGCAGGGUUAAAUAAACGCUGGAAAGUCAUCACUACUGAAGUCAUGGAAAAGCAACAGAGACUGAAAACUGAAAGCCAACAAUUAAUAGACUUCACGAGAAAACUGGAGGAAUUUAGUUGCUGGAUGGAAAAUGUAGAAAAUGCCCUGGGGGAAAAUCCUACCAUCAGCCAUGAAGAAAAUCUGCGAGAAUUAAUGGGCUUGAUUGAGGAGAUGCAAAUUCAAGGAGAAAAACUUAAAUGGCUCAACAGAAAUGAACCAGAUGUUCUCUCAAAUAAAAGCAUUGGGCCUCAAGAAAAAGAAAAUAUUUCUGAAAGACUGAGAUCCUUGAAUAUUAAAUGGAAAAAGGUGUUCAGAGAAGCACCUACCAGAGCAAGAGAACUAGAGGUCUUUGUUCAUCAGUUCCAUCUUGUGCCACAGACAAAACCUUCUGGAUACCCUGUUCUCCAAAAGAUGGUGCUAGUGUCCUCUGGCUCUGAAAAUAUUGCUCAGACUCCACAGACUUUGGAAAUCUCGGCACCUGCUGAUCUUGAUAAAACUACAACAGAACUGGCUGACUGGUUGGCAUUGAUUGAUCAGAUGCUGAAGUCCAACAUAGUUACUGUGGGAAAUGCUGAGGAAAUCAAUCAGACCAUUGCACGUAUGAAAAUAACUAAUGAGGAUUUAGAAAAUCGACAUCCCCAACUGGACUCUGUUUUUACUUUGGCACAGAAUCUGAAAAACAAAACAUCAAGUUCUGAUGUGAGGACAGCUAUCACAGAAAAAUUGGAGAAAUUGAAGAACCAAUGGGAUAGUACUCAGCAUGGGGUGGAAGUACGUCAACAGCAGUUAAGACACAUGCUUUCUGACUGCAUCAAGUGGGAUGACCUGAAGCAAGAAAUGGAGAGGCUAAUUGGGCAAUAUGAGAUACACCUUCAUGCUCUUUUACAGACACCUAAAGAGAAGCUCACUAAGCAAAUUUCUGAAAACAAAAUGUUGAUACAAGAUCUAGAAAAGGGCGAUGCCAAGAUGAACCCAUUUAAUGAUCUUUCCAAUAAACUUAUUCAAGAAUAUAAUAGUGAUGAUACAAGAAAAGUAAAGGAAAUCAUGGAUCAUUUGAAUACCUCAUGGAUUAAUCUAAAACAAAGAACAUUUAAUAGGCAGAAUGCUUUGGAGGCUGAUCUGAAGACAGUGCAGGCCUUGCUCAAAGACCUUGAAAGUUUUUUCAAGUGGUUGCAAGAAGCAGAAGCUACAGUUAAUGUCCUUGCAGAUGCAUCACAACGGGACCCUGCUCUUCAGGACAGCUCUUCUGGAAGGGAACUGAAAAAGCAGAUGGAGGAUAUUCAGGCUGAAAUUGAUGCCCACAAUGACAUCUUCAAGAGCAUUGAUGGAAACAGGCAGAAGAUGGUAAAAGCUUUGGGGAAUUCUGAAGAGGCUGCAUUGUUACAACAUCGCAUUGAUGACAUGAACCAACGCUGGAAUGACCUGAAAGCAAAGUCUGCCAGUAUCAGAGCUCACUUAGAAGUAAGUGCAGAGAAAUGGAACAAGUUGCUGACAUCAUUGGAAGAGCUGAUCAAGUGGCUGAAUCUAAAAGAUGAAGAUUUGAAGAAGCAGAUGCCUAUUGGUGGGGAUGUUCCAACUGUACAGCAGCAGCAUGACCACUGCAGAGCCCUCAGGCGUGAAUUGAAGGAUAAAGAGCAAGCAAUUCUAAAUGCUGUGGACCAAGCCCGAGUCUUCCUUGCAGAUCAGCCAAUUGAAGGACCUGAAGAACCAAGGAAAAGCUUACACUCAAAGUCAGAGUUGACCCCUGAAGAAAAAGCACAGAAGAUUGCCAAAGCAAUGCGUAAGCAGUCUGCGGAAGUGAAAGAGAAGUGGGAAAGCCUUAGUUCUUGUGCCAACAGUUGGCAGAAGCAAGUAGAAAAGGCGCUAGAAAAGUUGAAGGAUUUGCAGUGUUCUAUGGAUGACUUAGAUGCUGACUUGAGAGAUGCAGAGAAUGUGAGGAACGGUUGGAAACCUAUUGGGGAAGCAUUGACUGACUCAUUCCAGGAUCACAUUGAUAAGACAACGGUAUUUAGAGAAGAAAUUGCACCAAUCAGUUUAAAAGUUAAAGCUGUCAAUGAUUUAUCCAGUCAACUCUCUCCACUUGAUCUCCACCCAUCCUUAAAGAUAUCACGGCAACUUGAUGAUCUCAAUAUGCGCUGGAAACUUUUACAGAUAUCUGUAGAGGAUCGCCUUAAACUACUACAGGGAGCACACUGGGAUUGUGGGCCUCCAUCUCAGAAUUUUCUUUCCAAUUCUGUUGAACUACCGUGGCAGAGAUCAGUAUCACAUAACAAAGUUCCAUACUACAUCAAUCAUCAGACGCAGACAACCUGCUGGGAUCACCCUAAAAUGACGGAACUCUUCCAGUCUCUAGCUGAUUUAAACAAUGUACGUUUUUCUGCUUACCGCACAGCCAUUAAAAUUCGGAGACUACAAAAAGCAUUGUGUUUGGACCUCCUGGACUUAAAUACCACAAAUGAAGUUUUCAAACAGCACAGAUUGACCCAAAAUGACCAGCUUCUAAGUGUUCAGGAUGUGGUCAGCUGUCUCAUUACGAUUUACAGUGGAAUGCAAGAGAAGCACAAAGACCUGGUGACCAUUCCCCUCUGUGUAGAUAUGUGUCUCAACUGGCUGCUAAAUGUUUAUGACACUGGCCGGACUGGAAAAAUCAGAGUGCAAUCUCUGAAGAUUGGUUUGAUGUCUCUUUCUAAGGGUCUUCUAGAGGAAAAAUACAAAUAUCUUUUUAAGGAAGUAGCUGGGCCUACAGAGAUGUGUGACCAGAGGCAGCUUGGCCUAUUACUUCAUGAUGCUAUCCAAAUCCCACGGCAGCUUGGGGAAGUAGCUGCUUUUGGAGGCAGCAAUAUUGAACCCAGUGUCCGCAGCUGCUUUCAACAGAAUAAUAAUAAACCAGAAAUCGGUGUGAAACAAUUCAUAGACUGGAUGCAUCUGGAACCUCAAUCCAUGGUGUGGCUGCCUGUCCUACACAGAGUAGCAGCUGCAGAAACAGCAAAACAUCAAGCCAAGUGCAACAUCUGCAAGGAAUGCCCAAUUGUUGGCUUUAGAUAUCGGAGCCUAAAACAUUUCAACUAUGAUGUCUGCCAGAGCUGUUUCUUCUCUGGACGUACAGCAAAGGGUCACAAGUUGCAUUACCCAAUGGUGGAGUAUUGCAUACCAACAACAUCAGGAGAGGAUGUACGUGAUUUUACGAAAGUGUUAAAGAACAAAUUUCGGUCAAAGAAGUAUUUUGCCAAGCACCCACGGCUUGGCUACCUACCUGUGCAAACAGUCCUAGAAGGUGACAAUUUGGAAACUCCAAUCACACUUAUUAGUAUGUGGCCAGAACAAUAUGAUCCAUCCCAAUCUCCCCAACUAUUUCAUGAUGACACCCAUUCCAGGAUAGAACAGUAUGCUAGCAGACUAGCCCAGAUGGAACGGACCAAUGGUUCUUUGUUCACAGAUGGUAGCUCCACCACAGGAAGUGUCGAGGAUGAACAUGCCCUGAUCCAGCAGUACUGCCAGACUCUGGGAGGGGAGUCGCCUGUGAGUCAGCCACAGAGUCCAGCGCAGAUCUUGAAGUCAGUAGAGAAGGAGGAACGAGGGGAGCUUGAGCGCAUCAUUGCCGACCUUGAGGAGGAGCAAAGGAUGCUACAGGUGGAAUAUGAGCAACUGAAGGAGCAGCAUCUUCGAAAGGGGAUUAAUGCCCCGAGCUCACCUCCAGACUCAGCCGUGUCACCACAGCACACAUCUGAAGAUGCCGAACUCAUUGCAGAAGCCAAACUUUUACGGCAGCAUAAAGGUCGCCUGGAGGCUAGAAUGCAGAUUUUGGAAGAUCAUAAUAAGCAGUUGGAAUCUCAGCUCCACCGGCUACGACAGCUGCUUGAGCAGCCUGAAACAGAGUCCAGAGUUAAUGGGGGUUCUUCCUGUGCUUCACCUCAGCAUUCUGCCCUCAGCUAUUCGCCUGAGCAAGAUUCCAGCUCACAGUUUAAUCAGACAGGCGUAGAUGACCUGUUAAUCCCACCUCAUGAUACUAGCACAGAUCUAACAGAUGUCAUGGAACAAAUCAACAGCACAUUUCCGUCUUGCCGCACAAAUCUUGCUGGCAGACCACAGGCAAUGUGAAGUUCUCAUUGUGAAGACCACCCACCCUUCCUGUCAUCAACUACAAACCUUUUCUACAAGUUUCAAGUUCCAGUAAUCAUACAACUGCAUGGGACCUUGUAAUAUACUGUUUAGCUCUGUGUGUUCUUAUUUGAAAUAGGAAAACACUUGAAUUACCCAAAGAUGAGGAUAUUGUGGUUUUAUAAUAAUGUGUGUAUUUUCCCUUCCUUCUUCCCUUUCUAUGCAACUGUAAAUUAACAAACUGUGGAGUAUUUGGAAAUGGGUAUACAUAUGUCAUUGAUUUAUAUAAUAUGCAGCAUCAGAAAUGGGGGGUGCGGGUUUAUAUUCAUUCUUUUUUUGAUAUUGCUAAAGUGAAUUGCAUACAGAGUUUGAAGCAAAGUGUUAAUACAUUCCUUUCAGCUUUGACAUUUCAUGUUCCAAGUACCUCCUAUUCUGACACACACAUAAUUCUGCACAAGUUAUUUCUACUAAGCCUAACAGAUUCAAAACAUGGAAAAUGUAUUAUAACACUCCCAUUUAGUAUUUGACAAAUACUAUUUCUUGUUAUCUAUAUAACACACAAGACUGUGUUUUUUGGGCUAGCUUUGACUGCAGUUACUGUUGGCAUUAAAGCAGCAUUUUAAUGGUUUCCGUCUCCCAGU